This is a messenger RNA of Eruca vesicaria subsp. sativa (arugula), 836 nucleotides long. NCBI's taxonomy places the organism in Eukaryota, Viridiplantae, Streptophyta, Magnoliopsida, Brassicales, Brassicaceae. The record is from the annotation of a GenBank genome assembly.
ACUCUCAUAGGAAGAAGGGAAGAAAGAAGAACCAUCUUUUAUCUUCUCUCUCUCUCUCUCUUCUCCUUCAUCUACUUUCUAUCUCAGUCCCCAGUUCGAAAGCGAAAGUGAUGGCUGCCGUUAAUGGGUACCAAGGGAAUACUCCGGCGGCAGAUCCUCCGGCUUCAAACGGAUCAAAGCAGUCUGCUCCUCCGACUAAGACUGUUGACAGCCAAUCUGUUCUCAAAAGAUGCUCAUGUAUGUGGGUUGUUUGUUUGCAGAUGGGUGGUGACCCGGGAAUCUCUGCUUUCCCAGAGGAAGACAACAUCUUCUGUUGGAAAGGGACAAUAACAGGAAGCAAAGACACUGUCUUUGAAGGAACUGAGUACAGACUCUCCCUCUCUUUCUCUAAUGACUAUCCCUUCAAACCUCCAAAGAUCAAGUUCCAGACUACUUGCUUCCACCCCAAUGUUGAUGUCUAUGGCAAUAUCUGCCUGGACAUUCUUCAGGAUAAAUGGUCGUCUGCUUAUGAUGUGAGGACAAUACUAUUGUCGAUUCAGAGCCUUCUGGGAGAACCGAACAUCAGCUCACCAUUGAACACUCAAGCAGCUCAGCUCUGGAGCAACCAAGAAGAAUAUAGGAAGAUGGUUGAGAAGCUCUACAAGCCUCCCAGUGCAUGAUUUCUUCAACCUGUUCUGAUUCAUAAAUAUCUAUUGCAUGUUAUGAUAUCACAUUAUAAUGGUUUUCCAGAAGAAAGAGUGUGUGUUUUAUUCUUUUGCUUUUUGUGUUUCUGAUCAUCAACAGUUUUAUCUGUAACUUUUUACCUGAGCCAAAUAAUGACAUGAUGUGAACGAAAG